Drosophila takahashii is the source of this 1255-nucleotide messenger RNA. Its product is annotated as alpha-tocopherol transfer protein-like. Gene Ontology annotation, cellular component: membrane. NCBI's taxonomy places the organism in Eukaryota, Metazoa, Arthropoda, Insecta, Diptera, Drosophilidae. Gene Ontology annotation, molecular function: phosphatidylinositol bisphosphate binding. The record is from RefSeq and is a predicted model, not a curated record.
UCAAGUCCGGCGGUUCAACGGUUUCAAAAGCGAUUCGAAAGAGUGAUUUUCGAAAGCGAUUCGAAAGCGAUAGCUGCGUCCGAUAGCCGAUAGGAACACCUGGUGCGAGAGAACAGAGAGGCAAGGCAAUCGAUAGGCCAAAGCACCAAUGAGCCGCACAAGUGGGAAAGAGACGGAGGCGAGCGGUACGGCGGAACAACUGCAGCGGGAAAGCGGUACGGCGGAACAGCUGCAACGGAAACGAGAACGCGAUUUGAAGGACCUGCUCGAGUGGUUCCAGCAAAAUGACAAGCUGCCCAAGGAGAUUGAACCCUUGCUGCUCCGGCGUUUUUACCAGUGCAUGUUUGGGGACUUGGUGGAGACCCAGAAUCUCAUAGAGGUCAACUAUGCCCUGCGCAACCGACAUCCGCACCUGUUUAUCAAGAGAGAUCCUCUGGACGCGGACAGCAAGCGCACCUUUGACUACGCGGACAUUCUACCGCUACCGGGCUUAACGCCGGACAAAUGCAAGGUGUCGCUGUACUGUUUCCGGGAGUUUGAGGCCACCAAGAUGCAUCACACGGAGGACACGCGCGCCUUCUUCAUGGUCAGCGAUUGUCGUUUUGCGAUGCCGGACGAUCCCGAGAACCCGGAGAUUUUAUCCGAAGGAGAGGUGCAGAUUUUCGACAUGAAGGGCACUACAAUGCGGCACAUUUCGCGACUGACGAUCAGCACGCUGCGCGCCUACAUCAAGUUCCUCCAGCUGGCAUAUCCCGUGCGCCUGCGCGCCAUCCACAUGAUCAACUGUCCAUCGUACUUGGAUCGCAUCGUCAGCGUGGUGAAGCCCUUCAUCAGCGAAGAGGUCUUCAAGCUGAUCCGCUUUCACACGGUGAGCGUGGAAACCUUGUAUGAGUUUGUGCCGCGGAAGAUGCUGCCCGAGGAAUACGGCGGAGAUGCCGGUUCCUUGGAGACACUGCGGACCCAGACCCAAAAGGCCUUGGUUGAGCAUCGCGACUAUCUGAUGGACCCCAGGCACUGGGUGGUGGAGAAACCGGAGAAGCGUAACGGCAGCUCGUGGAGAUUUUUCAAAUGAUCGACGAGGGCAUAAUCGCCUGGUAUUUUUUUUUUCGUACCGUUGUGAAACAGUUGGAAUUAGUAUUGAUGUACAGUUCAAUUUCUGUGGCACCCAGGAUAGACUUAAUAUAUGUGCCUGUGUAUGUAAAUGGUUCCUGUGGCAUUUCGUCUCUUAAAUAAAGCUCAUAUUGUAAUUAUUUAA